Paecilomyces variotii is the source of this 5899-nucleotide messenger RNA. Its product is annotated as putative NF-X1 finger and helicase domain protein. The record is from RefSeq and is a predicted model, not a curated record. Gene Ontology annotation, biological process: regulatory ncRNA-mediated heterochromatin formation. Gene Ontology annotation, molecular function: helicase activity; zinc ion binding. Lineage: Eukaryota; Fungi; Ascomycota; Eurotiomycetes; Eurotiales; Thermoascaceae. Bases 125 to 5899 code for a protein of 1924 amino acids. Gene Ontology annotation, cellular component: nucleus; nuclear RNA-directed RNA polymerase complex. The transcript is spliced from 2 exons.
UUCAUUUUUUUUAACUGAAUCUGCAGAUUUACUCCCAUAACUGAUAGUUUACAUUCACGGUUCGAUCAUCCAACACAGUCAAGCACUAGCGUCUGUCUUGAAGACAGCCCUAGAAGGAACCAUCAUGAAGUCCAAAGGUAUAUGCCAUGAAUUUGCCAGGUCCGGGACCUGCAGGUUCAAAAAGUGCAAAUACCUUCACGAGAAAAGCUCUCGCGUGCCGCAGAAUAUCGACAGGAAGGAGCAACCCAAAUCAAAGUCUGCGAUACUAUCGGAUUCAGAGAAAGAACUUCGUGCUUGGCAAAGAAAUAUCCCACGAGAUACCGAGAGCGUACGGCCACUCCGUGGAAAACUCGCUGCAUUCUUCCAGGAAGCACGUCGUUUGAUCGAGAUCGACGUCGGAUCGCUACAAAGCGUGAUCAAAUGCCUUUCUCAAGAAGGUGGUCUACGGCGUGUCCAUGAGCUUAUCGAUCAGGACUUCGAUCUCAUGUUGAUUCCAUCUAGAAAAGAGGAAGUCUUCAAGACUCAGAUCCUUCCCUUCUUUGAGAUAGUCUCCCAUCCCAAUGUUCUAUCGUCCUUGAUCAUAGAACAAUCACUUGGUACUAUCUAUAACUUUCUAUAUGGAAUUGAGGGAACCAGGGCUUCGACUUUGUUCAAGUACGUUGGUGAUGUCUUGGCAAAUGCGACAGUGGAUGAAGACUAUGUGGCACGAUUCGAAGUAUCCGUCCAUGUGUUUUCUCGAAUCGUGGACUUGAACUCGAACGCGUUCAUACAUGAAACUCUGAAGACGCAGGCUACGAGGAUUGAAGAAAUAUUGCUCUCUCUAAACCAAUCUAGGCGUUCUCUCAAUCUUCAUUAUGCGACUGUCUACUUGAAACGACUCCUUGACCGAUUUGGAAUCGGAACACGCUUGCCAUCGGCCCUUGCAGCAGACGAAGGGAAUAAGAAUCAAAGACAGAAGGGUAACAGAAAAGUCCCAUCUUUCAUUCUUCAGCGCGAGCCACCGGGUGGUCGCCACGACAAUGACCACAUGGACAUAUGCGAUAUUCGUAUAUUGCCGAGCUAUCAAGAAAUAUCCAGUACCCGCCAGGAGUAUUUACCCGUUACUGAUCCAUCGCAAUGGCACGUUGAUGGUGUAGACGGCCUCCUGGACCGGAACUUUCGCCUACUGCGAGAAGAUACUGUUGGACAACUUCGAGAUGCAAUCCACCAAGAAAUUCACCGGCCCCUUCACACUACUAAGAUACAGAGGAAGACUCAACAGCGCACCUAUGUAUAUCAUGACGCGCGAAUCAAUCAGUUCUCCUGGGAUCAGAUCUCAGGUCUUCGUUUCCAGGUAGUCUUUCCACAACCCGUGAACGUGCGCAAUUUACCACAGCGGGAGCUCGAGGCUUGGUGGAAAAUGUCUAAACGACUACAGUAUGGUGCUCUUGUCUGUUUGAUGCUGAAGGAUCAAUUCAUCGUUUUCUGCACCGUCACCGAAUCUCGAGGAUCCGCACCUCACAAUGGAACACAGAAGACACAAACGCAAGAACAGACUGUGAGUACGAUACUCUGGAACAACGUACCAAUGGCUUCGGUGAUGCUGGAGCUUGUCGACAAAAGGGCAAACAUUUUUCAGGCAAUCCUUGACCAGUACACAUCUACGGCACCUCCUUUCGCUCUUAUUGAAUUUCCUGGUGUCCUCCUUCCUGCGUUCGAGCCAACACUUCGUGCGCUUCAAAGUAUAAAAAAGGCCAGAAAUCUUGCUCUCUCGGAGCUCCUUGUAUUUACCGGUGAAAAUUCUACCAUUGAAGCAGUUUCUUUGGCUCCACCGGUCUAUGCCUUGAAGCCUGGAUUCGCUUUUAACCUACGCUGUUUGACUAAUACCGAAACGGACUUCCUAGUCUAUCCUGAUCAGCCAGCAGAUACCUCAUAUCUGCAACAACAUUCCAGUCUUGAUGAUUCUCAGGCUGCAGCUUUAGUCUCCAGCCUCCAGCGUCGCAUCGGGUUGAUUCAAGGCCCUCCCGGGACUGGGAAGAGCUAUACGGGUGUAGCCCUCAUUAAGACGCUGCUAGCAAACCGACAUGGUGGAACUCACCUUGGACCAAUUAUAUGCGUCACAUAUACCAACCAUGCUCUUGACCAGUUGCUCGAGGCUCUCAUAGACAAAGGUGUCACGUCCAAUAUUGUCCGUAUCGGAUCCCAGUCUAAAUCAGAGAGGCUAGCGAAAUACAAUAUACGGACUAUUUCGCGUGGAGUUGAGAGGACUCGGAUGGAAAAAGCUCAGCAGUGGGACUUGCACCGAAAGUUAGAAGAAAUCGAGGAAGACUUCAACAGACUCCGUCUCAAAAAGAAGAUUUCUGGUGCCCGUCUGAAGUAUCAUCUUCACAACGAACAUUCAUAUCAUUAUAGGAACCUAUUUGGACUGGAUGAAGAUGGAUUUCGUGAGGCUCGCAAUGAUGAAAAUCCAGGUGCCAACAUCAACAAGUGGCUACAUGGAGGCGCACGGGGAAGUCCGAUCAUUCGCCCUCUGGAACAACUGGAGUCAUUGAACCUUUUUCACAUAUCUCGUGACGAGCGCCAGGCCUUGUAUAAUCACUGGAUUGGAGAGAUCAGAGAAAACUUACAUGAUCAGGUGGUUCAGCUUUCCUCAGAUCACUGCAAUGCAAAGGCUGAGUUUGACGGCGUUCGCGACGAACUAAACCUGCGAUGUCUGAAUCAAGCGGAUAUCAUUGGCCUCACUACCACGGGUCUAGCACGUAACAUGAAUAUGCUGCGAAGGCUUCAGAGUAAAGUCAUGCUAUGCGAAGAGGCUGGAGAGGUUCUGGAAGCACAUCUGCUGACGGCUUUAUUGCCGUCUAUAGAACAUCUGAUCCUCAUCGGUGAUCAUCUCCAGUUACCCCCCAAGGCUCAGAAUUAUGAUUUGUCACGAGAGAACCCUCAUGGAGGCGAGCAAUACUCGCUAGAUGUCUCAUUGUUCGAGCGCCUAGUAAUGCCAACUGAUGUCAUGGGCUCGGGUCUCCCUUUUAGCACAUUGGAAACCCAACGUCGUAUGCACCCGUCCAUUGCCCAAUUAAUUCGGGAUACUCUUUACCCGAAGUUGAGCGACGCUCCAUCUGUUUCGGAAUACCCUGAAGUUAUCGGCGUCAAAAAGAGGCUAUUUUGGCUUGACCACAGGAAUCUCGAGAUGGACGCGUCAAAUAUCGAUGCUAUGGCGACGUCCCAUUGGAAUCAGUACGAGAUUGACAUGACUACGGGGCUAGUGAACCAUUUAAUUCGCCAGGGCACAUACAAAAGCACUGAUAUAGCUGUCCUGACCCCAUAUCUUGGACAGCUUCACAGACUCCGGCAGAGGCUUGGUCAGUCAUUUGCAAUCACACUCGGUGAACGGGACCAGGACGAGCUCGAAAAGUCCGGAUUUGAAGGAGAGAACAGUGCAGCAGCUCCAGCCAUGAGAACUACAUUACUUCAAGCCCUUAGGAUCGCCACCGUGGACAACUUUCAAGGGGAAGAAGCCAAAGUGGUUGUCAUUACGCUAGUCAGAAGCAACCCCCAAAACCGAUGCGGCUUCCUGCGCACUUCAAAUAGGAUCAACGUACUGCUCUCCCGAGCACAGCAUGGAAUGUACAUCAUUGGGAACUCACUAACUUAUGCCCACGUUCCAAUGUGGUCCAAUGUGGUUGACAUCCUCCGUCAAAGCGGCAAUAUCGGUACGAUGCUAGAACUACAGUGUCCUCGACACCCAGAAACACCAAUUUCCGUAUCUCGCCCAGAUGAUUUUCCACGAGUUUCACCCGAGGGAGGUUGUGACCUUCGAUGUGUUCACCGUCUGUCAUGUGGUCAUGCCUGUCUGCAAAAGUGCCAUUCUGACAAUUUGCACAAUGCGGUCUACUGUCUGGAGCCCUGCCAACGACCACUUAAGGGAUGUGCUCAUGGGUGUCCCAAGAAGUGUGGUGAUCCUUGCCCAUCGAAAUGCACAGCCAAUGUCUUCAAAAAAGACAGAAUACUCGGAUGCGGUCACUCAAUGCAGAACCUGCCAUGUUGGCAAAGCCAGGACCUGUCUACCGUGCGUUGCACAGUGCUUGUCGAGAAAGAAGUACCUACUUGCCAUCAUACUGCCAGUAUUCCUUGCCACGUUGAUGUCGCAUCACUUGGAUAUUCCUGCAAAAUGCAAUGUCGUCAGUUAUUACCAUGUGGCCACAGUUGCCAGAACCGAUGUAUGGACUGCAUUACCAAGGACGCAGCUGGUAAUGUUCAGAUUAACCAUGGCAUCUGCAAACACCAAUGUGGUCGAAAUCAAUCCACAUGUGCACAUGUGUGUACUACACCAUGCCACGGUGAUAGCCCAUGCCCUCCUUGCGAACUACCAUGCGAUGUACACUGCGGCCAUUCCAAGUGUAUGCGAAAGUGCUAUGAACCAUGUGCUCCUUGUGCCGAAGAAAGGUGCCUUUCUACCUGCCCACACAGCACGUGCACGAUGCCUUGUGCCGCACCCUGUGAUCACGUUCCAUGCUCGCGUCGAUGUGAGAAACUACUUGCAUGUUGGCAUCAAUGUCCAUCUGUUUGCGGGGAAGCCUGUGUAACCCCUGCCUAUUGCCAGAUAUGUGCCAGUGAGGAUGUUCAAAACCAGGUGGUUGAUUUCAUCCUUGGAGAGACCUACAAAGAGAUAAACCUGGACGAAAACCCAUGCAUCUUCCCCAAAUGUGGUCAUUUCCUCACCAUGGAGAACAUGGAUGCGCUGAUGGAACUGAGGCGACAUUAUAAAGUUGACGCUGAUGGGAAACCCAUUGCCAUUUCAUCCACAUCAGAUCCAUUCUCCAUGGAAGAUAUCAAGAGGUGUGCACAUUGUCGUGGUCCACUAAGAGAUAUCGCCCGAUACGGUCGCCUCGUGCGUCGUGCUCUUUUAGACGAGUCCACGAAGAAGCUGAUUGUCUCGAUGAAUAGAGAAUAUGUGCCUCUUGCACAGGAAGUCUCACAGCAGAUACAAUUACUCCAAGACACGAAUAUUGGUGAAAGGAAACUUCCUUGGCCCAAGUCCAUCCAAAUCAGAGGUACACGCAGUGAGCAGUGUAAGAAGAUGAGGCAAAUCAUGAAUCAACUAGUCCCAGGAAGGUGGAAGGCAAUCCUCGAUGUCCGCGGACGUAUUCAUGAUUACUGUAAUCGUGUCGCUUUGGAGGAGCAACCUUUGAUCCGAGUUUAUAACAUGGUUGAGUAUGCACGGCGUCGCAAUAUCACGUCCAGAUCGUUCGAGUUUGACAACAAUAUGCUACAAACGAAGGGUCUGUUACAGGGGACCGCACUCAGCCUCCGCGUGGACAUUGCUUUGCUCUCAGAUCUGUUGACGUUGAAACAGCGGACCUCUGGGGCUGAUUAUCAGGCUAAAGUUGAAAUUUCUUUAGAAGAAUCGAUGACAGACUGUCGAAACUUAAUACGUACGGCAGAGAAUUCACAACGCGUCCCUCAGCAAGUCGAGGGCCAUAUCUUCCUCGCACAGCUCCACGCUCUAGAGCGUUCUCAUGCUACAUCUGCUGCUGCCGGGGAGGAGCAUUUCAAGCAUUGCCGGGCAGCUCUGGAUCAAGCACGAUUGCUUUGUGAUUCCCAUCCUGGACAAGCAAAAGGGCUGUCAGAAGAAGUCGAAGGAGUCGAAAAGAUGCUUACCGGUUCCACAUUCUAUACGACUGUCACGAGCGAAGAGCGAAUGGCGGUUGUUCAGGCCAUGGCCAGGGAGUUCAGCGGCACUGGACACUGGUACUAUUGCCGCAAUGGACAUCCUUUCACCAUUGGGGAGUGUGGAGCUGCCAUGCAAAGGGCCGCAUGCCCAGAAUGCGGUGCACCCGUAGGGGGCCAACACCAUCAAGCUGCUGAAGGAGUAACGCACGCGUCGGAUAUGGAGAGGGAGUUCGCCCGGAUGAAUUUGUAA